Hemibagrus wyckioides is the source of this 5653-nucleotide messenger RNA. It is a transcript of the gene gria4a, whose product is annotated as glutamate receptor, ionotropic, AMPA 4a. Gene Ontology annotation, biological process: modulation of chemical synaptic transmission; synaptic transmission, glutamatergic; monoatomic ion transport. Gene Ontology annotation, molecular function: AMPA glutamate receptor activity; transmitter-gated monoatomic ion channel activity involved in regulation of postsynaptic membrane potential. Bases 354 to 3023 code for a protein of 889 amino acids. The transcript has 16 exons. The record is from RefSeq and is a predicted model, not a curated record. Gene Ontology annotation, cellular component: dendritic spine; AMPA glutamate receptor complex; postsynaptic membrane. NCBI's taxonomy places the organism in Eukaryota, Metazoa, Chordata, Actinopteri, Siluriformes, Bagridae.
UGAGCAAGAGCGCGCGCAAGAGAGCGCAUGUCUAAUCCUCCAGUGCAACCUCGAGAGUACACACUCCUUAACCGUCUCUCUCUCUCUCUCUCUCUCUCUCUUCAGUGCUCGUGUCUCCGCGGAUGUGGACAGUGCGGGCGCGCGCGUUUCCCCAGCCAUGCUUCGUUAAAACUCUUUCUUCGUUUUCUUUGUUUCUCUUGCGUUACAUUAUUACACUUAAUUACAGUCAAUCUAUCUAUUGUUGUUUUUUCUUUUCUUUUAUUAUAUCAUUGUACUCUCUCUCUCUCUCUCUCUCUCUCUCCGUUUCUCCAUGUGACGGUUUUAUUUGAUACAUUUUCUAUGUGAAUCUCUGCAUGAUGCGGAUGGUCGAACCGGCGCUGCUCUUCGGGCUGUGGGCGCUCGCGCACGGGGCUUUUCCCAGCAGCGUGCAAAUCGGAGGACUGUUCAUCAGGAACACGGAUCAGGAGUACACUGCAUUCAGACUGGCUGUGUUCCUCCACAACACGAGCCCUAAUGCCACUGAGGCUCCAUUUAACCUCGUCCCACAUGUGGACAACAUCGAGAGCGCAAACAGCUUCGCUGUCACCAACGCUUUCUGCUCUCAGUACUCACGAGGCGUGUUCGCGAUAUUCGGCGUGUACGACAAGCGCUCGGUCCACACGCUCUCGUCGUUCUGCGCAUCUCUGCACAUCUCGCUCGUCUCGCCGAGCUUCCCAGCAGACGGAGACACGCAGUUCCUGAUUCAGCUCCGCCCCUCCAUCCGCGGCGCCCUGCUCAGCGUCAUCGACCACUACGAAUGGACACGGUUCGUCUUCCUGUACGACACGGACCGAGGAUACACCAUCCUUCAGGCUAUCAUGGAGAGGGCUGGUCAGAAUGGAUGGCUGGUGAGUGCAAUUUGUGUGGAGAACUUUGGUGAUGCUGCAUAUCGACGCCUCCUUGAAGAUCUGGACCGUCGCAAUGAGAAGAAGUUCGUUGUCGAUCUAGAGGCAGAACGACUCCAGAACUUUCUAGAGCAGGUUGUGAGUGUAGGAAAGCAUGUGAAGGGUUAUCAUUACAUCAUUGGCAACCUGGGCUUUAAAGAUGUGUCUCUUGAGCGCUUUAUGCACGGAGGAGCAAAUGUUACUGGUUUCCAGUUGGUGGAUUUCAGUAAACCGAUGGUGAUCAAACUUAUGCAGCGCUGGAACAAACUCGAUCAGAGAGAAUACCCAGGCUCCGAAACUCCGCCCAAGUACACUUCAUCCCUGACGUACGACUCAGUAUUGGUGAUGGCCGAAGCGUUCCGGAACCUUCGGCGGCAGAAGAUUGACAUCACACGCCGUGGGAACGCAGGAGACUGUCUGGCCAAUCCGGCAGCUCCGUGGAACCAAGGCAUAGACAUGGAGCGCACCUUAAAGCAGGUACGGAUUGAGGGUCUGACAGGAAACAUUCAAUUUGAUCAGAACGGACGCAGAGUGAAUUACACCAUGGAUGUGUUUGAAAUGAGGAGUAACGGCCCACAAAAGAUCGGUUACUGGAACGACAUGGAUAAACUGGUCUUGGUGCAGAACGAGCUAGCGGGAGGAAACGGCUCAGCCGGGGAGAACAGAACAGUCAUCGUCACCACCAUCAUGGAAGGACCGUAUGUGAUGCUGAAGAAGAACUGGGAGAUGUAUGAAGGGAACUAUCAGUAUGAAGGAUACUGCGUGGACCUGAUGUCUGAAAUUGCCAAUCACAUCGGGAUUAAAUACAAAAUCUCCAUCGUUCCAGAUGGGAAGUAUGGCGCAAGGGAUCCGGAGACCAAGAUCUGGAAUGGGAUGGUGGGAGAGCUUGUGUAUGGGAAAGCCGAGAUCGCAGUGGCUCCUUUAACGAUCACCCUCGUCAGGGAGGAAGUAAUCGACUUCUCCAAACCCUUCAUGAGCCUUGGAAUCUCCAUCAUGAUCAAAAAGCCGCAGAAGUCCAAGCCGGGGGUGUUCUCGUUCCUCGACCCGCUGGCCUACGAGAUCUGGAUGUGUAUCGUAUUCGCCUACAUCGGAGUGAGCGUCGUGCUUUUCCUCGUCAGCCGCUUCAGUCCCUACGAGUGGAAACGGGACGAGGCCGAGGAAGAAAUGGACACCGAUCAGCCGCCCAACGAGUUCGGCAUCUUCAACAGCUUGUGGUUCAGCCUGGGAGCCUUCAUGCAGCAGGGCUGUGACUUCACACCAAGGUCGUUGUCAGGUAGGAUAGUGGGCGGGGUUUGGUGGUUCUUCACGCUGAUCAUCAUCUCGUCUUACACGGCGAACCUGGCUGCUUUCCUCACCGUGGAGAGAAUGGUGUCUCCCAUCGAGAGCGCAGAGGAUCUCGCCAAGCAGACGGAGAUCGCCUACGGCACGCUGGAUGCUGGAUCCACCAAGGAGUUCUUCAAGAGGUCUAAGAUUGCGGUUUAUGAGAAGAUGUGGUCGUACAUGAAGUCGGCCGAGCCGUCCGUUUUCACCAAGACGACUGCAGAGGGCGUGUCCCGGGUGCGCAGGUCGAAGGGGAAGUACGCCUUCCUGCUGGAGUCCACCAUGAACGAGUACACAGAGCAAAGGAAGCCGUGCGACACCAUGAAGGUCGGAGGGAACCUUGACUCCAAAGGCUACGGCAUCGCCACACCCAAGGGCUCACAGCUAAGAAACGCUGUGAACCUGGCUGUGCUAAAGCUGAAUGAACAAGGCCUGUUGGACAAAUUGAAAAAUAAAUGGUGGUACGACAAAGGCGAGUGUGGCAGCGGGGGCGGAGACGCUAAGGAUAAGAGCUCUCAGGCGCUGAGCUUGAGCAAUGUAGCGGGUGUGUUCUACAUCCUGGUGGGCGGGCUCGGCCUCGCCAUGCUGGUGGCGCUCGUCGAGUUCUGCUACAAGUCACGGGCGGAAGAGAAGAAACGGGCGGAAGAGUGGAAGCAGAAACAAGCAGAGUCGGCCGAGCUGAACUUCAGUCCGGUGCCGAGCCCGAGCCCGAGCGUGCAGAACUUAGCGACGUACAGAGAAGGUUACAACGUGUACGGCUCGGAUGGCAUAAAGAUCUAGAGGAGUUCGCCUUCACCGAAGCAGUGAGAGUGAGACUCCGGCUGUGGAUCACAGGGGAAAAAGGGACCACCUUUAUGGAUUCCGGCCCCACCCAUGCCAUGGAGUUUCCAUAGCAACCAAAAAAACCUCACGCUGUGCCUUACGUCACACUCCUUCUGCUGACGACGCCAUGCUUCCUGCUGAACCGGACUACUCCUUUAUGGAAUUGUACAGAACUACACAAACAUGUACACAAACAGACACUCAGUGCGUCCAUGGGAAAAGAGGCGGAGCCGACGCAUCAACAGGAUUUCUUGACGCCUUAAUAUUAUUACAUCUUUACCGAAACCCCACCCACUUACUAAAAUGCCCAGAAGACCAGAAAACUGUCCGGCUGAAUACAGUUCCUGUGGUAUCAACAUGUUUCCUUUAUUCGGUUAUGACACCUAGUCUCCUGAGAACAAGCGCUCUGUCCCAAAUGCUAGCAUUCAGCCAGUUUAACCCACAGAAUUCUCCACAGUGCUCAUUUCAUGUUUAAGUGUUCGUAUGGUGUUAUGCACACAUUAUACAUUAUAUGAGCGUCUAUGUGUGUGUGUGUGUGUGUGUGUGUGUGUGUGUUAUCCAUAUGAUCAUAUGUCAGGUUUAAAUCUACAACAGCAGUGCUGCGUGUGCUAAUCACCCACUCAAACCACUGACUAGCAGACUGUUAGCUAGCAGGAAAUCAGCUAGCUGCUGUUUAUAUAAUGACUCUUCUUUGUGAUACAGUACAUCUGACACGUGUCCCUGAUUCUCUGAAGACUUUUAUCAAACGCUAGCGUUUGGGAUUAAUGCAGCUCAGAUUAUGGUAGCAUAUUAGCCUUGCUAAUUAGCAGUUUAUUUACAAGCAGAAAAACACCACUUAGUCCCAUAGUUUAAUGUUUGCUAAUCAAUAAAUAAUGAUCAAAAAUUAAAUUUGUAAAAAAAAAAAAAUACAAUAAAAAUAAGAAAUUGGGAACAUUCUAACAGGAAGUAGAACACUAUGUGCACAUACAUGCUUUGACCCCGUUACUGUAAAUAACUGUAGACACACACGGAUCCCACCUGAUUUUAGGUAAUGACUCAUCGCAAUAAUGAAUAUAAGACAACACAAAAUCUUUUAUAUGCACACUUGUAAAGAGAAAUGAGUGCAUAGUAUUAUAGAGACUUACAAACUAAAAGAGCACCAUAAUGUGUGUGUGUGUGUGUGUGUGUGUGUGUGUGUGUGUGGGAUAGAGAGAGAGAAUUCAUGCCAUUUGUUCUGUCAACACUUGAGCUCUAAUACGCUUUUUAAACACUUCCCCUGAUUGACUGAAUCCACUUGGCCAUCUUAAGGACUGUUCCAAAUUAUCAGCUUCCUUUUUUUCCAAAAUGGCAGAUGAAGGUAACCCUGUAGACGCUGGUCAGCAUCCCAAUGGAUCCAGAUCCAGAGCUAGCGCUUGUCAGGAGGAUAUUGUUAUCGCUAGCACAGCUACAGAGGAGUUUAAUAGGGAGACUCUGGUUUCUGGGUUAGCGCCUAAAAUCAAACUAGUGAGAAAUAGAUUUGUUGUUAUUUUCUGAAACUUUUCUAAAAUAACCUGAUUUCUGUAAUCAUUUGCUGUGAUGAACUGUUUGAAUAUUUGAAAUAUUCUUCAAAUAUUUCAAAAUCAUCCAGUUUAGUGACAGAUUGCAAUUCAUUUGCAAACAGCGUAACACAUCUAGUCAUAAGUUCCCCCAGUGUUAGCAUUAAUUUGGUAUUAGAAUUUAGCAGCCAACUUACAGCAAAUUUCAGCUGCAUUGUUGUAGCUACUGAAGGGUUACUUUCUACCAGAGGCGGGUCGUGCAUUUUACACCUAGGCCUUCACUGGUGUCCUUCCUGAAUUAAUCCACCUCUAUACCAUCAUUAUGACUGCAAUCUCCGGAGGACGCAGCAUCCGAAAUGAGAGGCAGCGAAUAUAGAAACAAUGUAUAUGUGCGGUUCGCUGCCUCUGACUACUCCAAUUAUCCAAUCAAAGGACGGGAAAUUGCUGACGUAAUCGUAUGCCUGCUAGAUGGCCCAGUGACGCCAACUCAACAUCUGAUUGGUUAAUUUAACAAUUUAAUUGCCGCUUAUUUUAAGCCACGGGCGCCUGCACUAAGGCCUUAAGGCAGAUUUCCUUCACCCUGGCAACACAUGAUGUCAGCCACUGGCUGAAAUAUGAUUGGAUAAAUACUCUUAUCAUAAAUAUACACUACUGGAAGCAGCGCAACCAAGAAAAAAGCUAUAAAAUGUAGAGAAUAGACUAUUAGGAAUAAUUUAAUACACAUUCAUGGAAAAAUGUAUUAAAUAUAUUAAAAUGCAAGUCAGUGAUUCAGAUCACUGCUGUUUAGGCCAGCAGAGAAGGCCUUGCUGGCCCUGACGGUCCGCCAAUGCUCUCUACACACUCCUCCCAUUAUACUACAAGUGUACACUUCAAGUGGCCUAGUUCAUUCAUGCUUUAGAUUCAUGAGGCGAAGUGCCUGGAAAAAGUGUAUUGCGGCAUUGUGUAUGUCCACACCCUAAAGAAAAGUUUGUUCUUUCUGUUUGUUUGGUUAGUUUUUCAUUUUGCAUUUGGUUUUAUUUCAUCGUUUGCUCAAGAGAUAUAAAUAAAGAUGAGUUUGAGUAAUAAAACACAUUU